This is a messenger RNA of Suillus bovinus, 1299 nucleotides long. RefSeq lists its product as uncharacterized. Bases 1 to 1299 code for a protein of 432 amino acids. NCBI's taxonomy places the organism in Eukaryota, Fungi, Basidiomycota, Agaricomycetes, Boletales, Suillaceae. The transcript has 7 exons. The record is from RefSeq and is a predicted model, not a curated record.
AUGAAGAUAGGUCUAUGCACCCCUGCUGCAAAAAUCCCACAGGGUAGAAGCAAGGGGCAGAAAAGGUCCAUGCCUAACUCUCCCCCGGAAUCACCAACACUUCAGCCUGUUCCUGCACCACCUACUUGGGAAGACUGUCCUGAUAAUACUUAUGAGCAAGACCAAGGCUCAUUCGAGCCUUUGCAGCUUCCAAAAACAAUGGCAAGUGAAUGCAGGAAUCAUAUCUGCAUCACCUCCUGGAUCGAGAAGCUCCUCCAGAAGAUAGGAGAUGCAUCGUCUGCGAUCAGGAUGGGGUCUACAAAUAUCAAGAUUGUCUUGGGGAGCCACUCUAUUGCACAGGAUGUUGCAGGAGUCAACAUCGUUGCAAUCCUUUCCACUGGAUCAGUCAAUGGAAUGGUCAGUUCUUCGAGCAAAGUUGUCUCGCUCAUGUGGGAUUUGUUCGAAGGAGAUGGACCCGAGGACCAGCUUGAGCCUGAAGAUCUACCAUCCGUGUCGGGACCAGAGUUCCAGCCUAAGGAAAACACCAUGGUCAUCAUCGACAAGUCCGGAGUUCAUCGCCUCGAGGUUCGAUGCUGCGAUUGUCCAAAUACCAUGAGUCUGGACAUUCAAAUGUUUCGACAUGGAUUUUUCCCUGCAUCAUUCAACAAACCGAAGACUGUGUUCACCUUCAGAGUGCUCGACAAUUUUUUAUUGGACAACCUAGAAUGCAGCACCUCCGCGAUGAACUAUUACAGCAAGCUCCGUAAUUAUAUAUCUCCUUCAUCUAAAGGACAUUAUAUUGACAAGGCACUUGGCAAGGACCGAUACAGAGAGCUCAUGAGAGUCGCUCGACAGUGGAGGCAGUUGAAGACCAUGAAAUGGCAUGGCUUCGGUCAUCGUUCCAAUGCCCCGAAUGCCAGAGAUCUUGCAUUGUUUUGCCCGACAUGUCCUCAGCCUGGGAUCAACAUAUCCUUGUCAGGGAAUGAAACACUUGAUGACUGGAAAUAUACCCGGUCAUUUGUGAUGGACGGUAAUUUCAAAGCCAAACACUUGCAUCCCAUCAAGCCAUUUGAUGAAGUAUGGCUUGCAGAUGGGCUGGGGUUCAUGGUGGGAAAGGACAGCUGCAACAAUCACCAGGCAGUAAAUCAAGCAAAUGCGACUCAGCACAAGCUGGAGUCGACGGGUAUCGGGGGAGUUGCUUGUGCCCGCCAUGGCUGCUUUGUGCCUCAUGCAAUGGUUGAUUUUCAGAAAGGCAAAAGGCAAGCCGAACAUGAAGUUCUACAUUCACAAGUUGAUCAUGCAUCGUUUGCAGACAAAUGA